Messenger RNA from Metarhizium album ARSEF 1941, 2589 nucleotides. RefSeq names its product cell cycle checkpoint protein RAD17. The record is from RefSeq and is a predicted model, not a curated record. The coding region runs from base 1 to 2589 and encodes 862 amino acids. The transcript has a single exon. Lineage: Eukaryota; Fungi; Ascomycota; Sordariomycetes; Hypocreales; Clavicipitaceae. Gene Ontology annotation, molecular function: chromatin binding. Gene Ontology annotation, biological process: DNA repair; mitotic DNA replication checkpoint signaling; DNA damage checkpoint signaling.
AUGGCCCCGCCCGCGAAACGCCGCAGGCGGAACCCCGUCGAGCCAUCCGGCGACGAAGAUGAGCAGCCUCGAGCCAACACCCUCUCCAACUUCCUCGUGUCCUCGCCGAGCUCUUCCUCCAAAGCCCAAGCCCCAAGUGCGCCUGCAAGCCCUCUCAAGGGCAAAGGCCCUGCAGGCCGAUCCGGCACCGGCUCGUCUCCUCGAAAGACGCGACAGGGAAGCCUGCAGACGAACGGCGGCAGCCCCGGCCCCAAGAAGCCCAAAGACGUCGGGCAGACCGAAGAAAGGGGCAAGACGGCUGAUCUCAAGGCACUCUUUUCGAAACAAGCCCAGCGAGCCAAAAGGCCGGCAGGUGGCGGCGAAAAGCGAGCCUCCGCCGCCGAUGACCCCAUCAGCGAUCCAAUAUCCGAAGACGACGAAAUAUCAGAACUCAAGGCCAGCUCAUCGAGUCUGGUAGGCCAACACGCCCGCAAGAGGCUGAGAAGCGCGGGUGCAACGGGCCCGGGCGAGUCGUCGGGUGCUGGCUCGAUCUUUCUCAAACCGCCCCGGCCUGCAUGCCCGGUCGGUGUGGACGACGGCCUGCGGCCAUGGUCGGAGCGAUUCGGGCCGAGGAAUCUAGACGAGCUAGCGGUUCACAAGAAGAAGGUCGCAGACGUCCGGCGGUGGCUAGAGGACGUCAUGUCGGGGCGCAUGCGGCAGCGCAUCUUGAUCCUCAAAGGCGCAGCGGGCUCGGGCAAGACGACCACCGUACGGCUCUUGGCGGCCGACAUGGGCUGCGAGCUCCUGGAGUGGAAGAACCCCGGCGCGACGCCGGGCACCGGGCUCGCCUCUGCGUCGGCGUCUGCCCAGUUCGGGGAAUUCCUCGGCCGUGGCGGCACGUUCGGGGCCCUGGACGUGGACGAGCCGGCCGGCACGACCGUGAAGAAGCCAAACGGGCUAGCUCAGAGUCGAGCGAGGCAAAUCAUUCUCGUGGAGGAGUUCCCAAACACAUUCUCGAGGUCCUCGUCGGCGCUGACCUCUUUCCGCGGCACGAUACUCCGGUACCUGGCUUCGCACACGCCUGGCGCGGCAAGUUUCGGCAAGGCUUCCCAGCAGAGGGACCAGACUACUCCGGUUGUUCUGGUCAUCUCGGAGACGUUGUUGACAACAACGUCGGCAUCCGCAGACAGCCUUACCGCCCAUCGCUUGCUGGGACCAGAGAUCCUCGGUCACCCCGGCGCCGGCGUGAUAGAAUUCAACGUAGUUGCGCCCUCAAUCCUAGCAAAAGCACUGGAGCUCGUCGUCUUGAAGGAGGCGAGGAAAUCCGGGCGCAGAAGAACUCCAGGUCCCCAGGUGCUCAAGAGGCUCGGGGAGAUUGGAGACAUCCGCAACGCCAUCUCCUCCCUCGAGUUCCUGUGCCUUAAAGGCGACCACGACGCAGACUGGGGAGCCAAGGUCGCCUUUACCAAGACCAAGAAGAGCGCCAGGGACUCGAUCGCUCUGACAAAAGGGGAGUCGGAAAGCCUGGAGCUGAUAUCGCGGCGCGAAGCGAGCCUGGGCAUAUUCCACGCCGUCGGCAAAGUCGUCUACAACAAGAGGGAGGAGAGGGCGCCGUCAGACGACGCCGUCGAGGACCUCGCCCCGUUCCUGUCGCAGCACGCCCGCCCAAAGAGGUCGCAAGUGUCUGUCGAUGCGCUCAUCGACGAGACGGGUACGGACACGCACACAUUCAUAUCGGCGCUUCACGAGAACUACAUUCUGUCGUGCGAAAGCACAGACCCCAUGGAUCUGUCAACGCCGGUGGAUUACGUCAACGGCUGUAUCGGAUAUCUGUCCGAGAGCGAUCUCCUCUGCCCUUCCCGAGACGUCUUCUUCGGAGGCAGGGGCGGCUUCGGCGGUCGGGAGCUGGGCAGCCAACUGCUUCGUCAGGACGAAAUGACGUUUCAAGUUGCGGUCAGGGGCAUGCUCUUCUCCCUACCGAACCCGGUCAAGCGCAAGACGGGCACAGUGUCCAAGGGCGGCGACGCGUUCAAAAUGUUCUACCCGACGAGCUUGAAGCUCUGGAGGGCCAGGGAGGAAAUCGAAGGCCUCGUCGACCUGUGGUCGUCAAAGGUGCUCAGGGGCGAGGCGGGACCGGGCACCAAGGAUCUGACAGACGGUGCAAACGCGUUUCUGAGGCCCCCGGCCGGUGCCGAGUCGUCUUCUUGGAUGCAGCGCCAACGGCAGGCUCGUCGUGGUGCGCUGGCAAAGACGGCCGAGCAGGAGGAGGAAUCCCCGGCCCCGCCCCCCCUGCUGUCACUGGGCAGCGCGGCUCGGCGAGAAAUGCUGCUCGACCGGCUGCCUUAUAUGGCUCACGUGGCACGUGUCCGGAGAACAGGUGUGCGGCUACGGGACCUGGACAGGGUCGUGUCCUUUCAUGGCGUCACAGCUGCCGAUGAUGAGGGGGAGUUCGAGGCAGAGGAUGACGGAGCGCCAGGCGAAGCCUGGGCCACCGACAAGCCUUCGGAAGAGCCAAGCCCUCGCAAGAAAAGCGCGGGCAUCCAAGCCGGCGCCAUGUCCGGCAUGCUGGCCCAGAAGCUAGUACUGAGCGAUGAUGACAUUGAGGACUGA